AUGGCCGACCAAGAGAUCAAUAUUGAUAGUGCUAGCACCACCACUGCCGAUCGAGACCAACCAGCGCUGGAAAGAGCCGGGUCAACGACGCCGUAUCACGGGGGUACUACUAUUGCCAAUGUUAUUAGUGCAACGUCCCCAGACGUGCAUGGGACCGGGAUGAAGAUCGAGCGGGCCAGAAGUGCGUAUGAGGCGUACGCGGGACAUGAAGAGAAGCCAACGAAGUUGGAGGUGUUCGGGUGGUGUUUCUAUGGCCUUUGCUCCUACUUCAUUCAUACGGUUCUCAUUCCUAUUGUUUUCCCACUCAUUAUUAGCGGCAUCUCUUCUCCCAUGCCCGAUAAUAUUAAUUCUAAGGCGAAUUUGCAAGUUGUGAACGACAAGGGACGCACUUGUACUUACAAGGAAUUGCUACUAUUCAGCAGACUCACAAACCGCACCAUAACAGUUCAAAGCUUCAAAUACUCUCCACUAGAGUGGACAUCAAUCUCCUGGGCCAUCGGCCUAGCUCUGGCAGCGCCACUACUCGGCCUCCUCUCCACUCCACUCGACCGUGGGCCACACCAGUCCAUCAUGGCAUUGGUUGCCACCGUCGUCGGUGCCAUCUUUUGUCUUCCUGCCGGCUUCGUUCGUACUGUCUGGAUCUUCCCUCCCUACAUCGCUGCCAUUGUGGCAGCCAGCACCAUCCCGGCCGCUUACCACACCCGCCACCUCGGCAUCAUGGUCCGCGGUUUCACCGGUACAAACCUACGUAGACCCCAGUUCCCUCUCCGGCGUGCGGCCGCAGGCUGGCUCUCCCUCGCCUCCACUGCAGCCGGAUCACUAGGCGCUGCCGCCAUAUCCUCUUUCACUUUCCACAUGCUCCGAGAGAACGAAGAGUUCAUGAGCCUUUGGAUUGUCUCCAUCUUCAGUGGCCUCAAAUGGCUCCUCGGAUCGUUCCACUUCGUAACCUCAAACAGACAAACCCAUGCCAUAACUCCCACCUCCUAUGCCCGCCACACCUUUUCGAUCCUCAAAUUUCCUCACGCAAUCGGAUCCCUCGCAGCUGUUUUCCUCUCCUCAGUUUCUACCAUGACCAUCUUUACCGGAGCCGUACUUUACCUUGUCGGAGACCUCUGUCUUCCGCCAAAAUCUUUGCUCUAUUUCUGGCUAGCCUACUUCCUCUUCCCGCUAAUCUCACUCCCGAUUCUCCAUCCAAUUCAACAUCUGGUGAAGGCCAACGCCGUGAAAAUGCAAGUCCUCGGAUUCUUCUUGACGGCGACGACAUCAGGAAUCGGAUACGCAUUCCAAUCACGCCAGUGGAAGACGCAUCACGCUCUGGUUUUCGCAGCCAUCCAGGGGACCUCGACUGGGGUUUUGCACGCUUUCGCAAGAGUUUUGAUAAUGGACUGUUCGCCUCCUGGGAAAGAAGGAGUUUUCUCUACUUGGUUCAUGUGGAUCAAAGUUUUUGGUUCCUUGGUAGGUUUCACAGCGGCGUGCACCAACCCUGGGAACGUCCGCAUUGCGCUCGGGCUCGGGUUCUGUACGGCGAUCUCCGCAGUUGUUGUCUUGAUUUUUGGAAACGUCAGCGAUUUCGGAGGGGCCCGUCGAGCGGGGCAUGUGAAAGAGAAUGAUAUGGUCCUUUAUGAAGGUAAUGGAGAGGGAGGGUCCCCUGUUAGCGGCGUUGACGACGCUGUUGAAGUAAAUCAACAACAUCCCGGGCAUGUUAUGAAAUAAGAUGAACCAAAGAUUGAGGAGUUUUUUUUUUUAAACGAAAUAAUUGUUAUGUUUUUUUCCUUCUUAUUCUUUGAAGACAAUCAAUUUCAUCAACAUUAUGCACGGAUUGGGAGAAUGUAUUGCACAUUUUUUUUGUUUUAUGUAUGA
Molecule: messenger RNA, 1860 nt
Organism: Humulus lupulus (European hop)
Lineage: Eukaryota; Viridiplantae; Streptophyta; Magnoliopsida; Rosales; Cannabaceae
Exons: 2
Coding region: 1-1713 (570 amino acids)
Source: RefSeq, a predicted model, not a curated record